AUGGCCUCCCUCUCGACACUGCGCUUCGCCUCGUUCCGAGUAGCGCACCAGGUCUUCUUCCAGUCCGCGCUCUCGUACGGCCUCGUCAACCUCAAGCCGCUCGUUCCCGGUCACGUCCUCGUCGUGCCACGAAGAGUGACGCCCCGCUUCCGCGACUUGACGCCCGAGGAGGUGACGGAUCUCUUUCAGAGCGUCCAUCAGAUCAGCCGCGUCAUUGAGCAGGAGUACAGCGCGCAAGCACUCAACAUCGCGCUGCAAGACGGGCCUUUAGCGGGUCAAUCUGUUCCCCACGUCCACGUCCACAUUAUCCCGAGAAGAGCGAAAGACUUCGAACCCUUAGACGAAAUGUACAACGCACUAGACGCUAAGAACCUCUCUCAAGACUUCGCCGAAGCCUACGCCUCCCGACCAACCCGCGGCGAACGAAAAGCGUUCGAAGCUGAGUUACGCGAGCGGGAACGAGGGAACGUCGAGUCGCCCUUCUCCGGCAUCGAGGGCGAGCGGAAACCGAGGGCCAGGGAGGAGAUGCAGAGGGAGGCGGAGCGGUUGACGGGUUUGUUUCCGGAGGCGAAUCGGGCGGUCUUUGGCCAGGGCGAGGAAGAGCGGGCGGAGCAAUGA
Messenger RNA from Rhodotorula toruloides NP11, 618 nucleotides. RefSeq names its product bis(5'-adenosyl)-triphosphatase. The transcript is spliced from 5 exons. Bases 1 to 618 code for a protein of 205 amino acids. NCBI's taxonomy places the organism in Eukaryota, Fungi, Basidiomycota, Microbotryomycetes, Sporidiobolales, Sporidiobolaceae. Gene Ontology annotation, molecular function: catalytic activity. The record is from RefSeq and is a predicted model, not a curated record.